Scleropages formosus (Asian bonytongue) is the source of this 2007-nucleotide messenger RNA. RefSeq names its product dipeptidase 1 (gene dpep1). Bases 612 to 1853 code for a protein of 413 amino acids. The record is from RefSeq and is a predicted model, not a curated record. Lineage: Eukaryota; Metazoa; Chordata; Actinopteri; Osteoglossiformes; Osteoglossidae. The transcript has 12 exons. Gene Ontology annotation, biological process: proteolysis. Gene Ontology annotation, molecular function: metallodipeptidase activity.
UUGAGUGAUGGUAUGUAAAUGUAACGUUAUGGAACUCCUGCUUACCACAGAAUGUCUUCAGAAUUGUCCACCGCCACAAUGUUCUCUCCUAGUGUCCUUAGUGUUGUGUCCAUUGUCACCAUGCCUGAGUCCAUCCAUCUGGUUGCUCAUCUGAUCUUCUUCUUUUUUCUCCACCGUUUCCAAGCAACCCCAGUUCCUUCUGGGCGUGCGCAGAGUACGAUCACCUCAGGAGAGACAAAACCUCAAACACAUCUUGGGCCCCGACCUCUACGUUGUUUUGGAUUUUCAUGGACGACAUGGCCUUGUGUGACUUUUGGUCUCGCUGUGUUUUGUCCCCUUCCACUGAGAUUCUUCAGCAGGAAUUGGCCUUUACAGUAAGUGGGGGUUCUGAAGAUAAAUAACCCAACAACCCAACGUGAAUGACACACGGAGAAGAAAAUGACCUCUGAAAGGGACGUCCUGGAACAACAGCCAUCAUCGCUAUGGAAGGGAACCGAUCCAGGGAUUCAUAUAAUCAUACCGGCAGUCCUGUUCGGCCCUUUCGACAGUCCUGGAUGCUAAGCUGCUCGACCUAGAGGGGGUCGGGGACAGCAGUGACAGUAGAGUUCGGAAUGUGGUGGUGUGCGGGCCUGUGGACCGUGCUCAGCGCGUUCAUAUUCAGCAUCGCGGCGGACCCGUACCUCGAGAGAGCCGUCCAGCUGAUGGCACAGACCCCCCUCAUCGACGGGCACAAUGACCUCCCCUGGCAGCUGAGGUCAAAGUUCAACAACCAGCUCAACAAUGUAGACCUGAACACCCUGAACAGCACACACACCAACAUCCCCAAAAUCAAGGCGGGCCGCCUGGCAGCGCAGUUCUGGGCAGCGUACGUCCCGUGUGACACACAAAACAAAGAUGCCGUGAGACAAACCCUGGAGCAGAUUGACGUUAUACACAGAAUGUGUGAGAAAUACCCGGAAGACUUCAUGUUCGCCACAAGCAGCCGAGACAUUAUGGAGGCCUUCACCCAGAAUAAGAUGGCGAGCCUGAUCGGUGUCGAGGGCGGACACUCGAUGGACAGUAGCCUGGCGACGCUGCGCACCCUCUACCAGCUGGGCGUGCGCUACAUGACCCUCACACACAGCUGUAAUACACCGUGGGUGGACAACUGGCUGGUGGACACUGGAUCAGACCCCUCCGAGAACAAUGGGCUCUCUGACUUUGGAUUUCAAGUGAUAAAGGAGAUGAACCGCCUGGGCAUGAUGGUGGACCUGGCGCACGUGUCCGAGCGAGUGAUGAAGCAGGUCCUGAACGUGUCCGAGGCCCCCGUCAUCUUCAGCCACUCGUCCGCCUACGGCGUGUGUCCUCACAAGAGGAACGUGCCAGAUGACAUCCUGAAACUGGUGAAAGAAAAAGAGGGCGUCGUGAUGGUGAACUUCUACAACGACUAUGUGACCUGCAGCGACAAGGCCAAUCUGUCACAGGUGGCAGAUCACUUUGACCACAUCAAAAAAGUAGCCGGCGCCAGCAUCAUCGGCUUCGGCGGCGAUUACGAUGGAGUUGAAAGAGUCCCCGAGGGCCUGGAGAACGUCUCCAAGUACCCGGCGCUGGUGGCGGAGCUGCUGAGGCGCAACUGGACCAACGAGGAGGUGCAGAUGGCGCUGGGGAAGAACCUGCUGAGGGUCUUCGAGAAGGUGGAGCAGGUCCGGGACAGCGAGCACCAGGCGGUUCCGAGCGACGUGCUCAUCCCGUACGAGCGGGUCAAGAAUACAUGCAGAACCAGCUACGGCUACGAUGUCCCGUCGAGCGGCGGGGACCUCCUGGCCCUCAGCCACCUGCUGUUGGUCCUCUGCGCCCUCCUGUCCCUCCUCUAGGGUUAACCAGAGGUCAAGAGGGACAGAGCAAGCAAGGCCCGGGCUGCGAAACCACAGGGUUACAGGUUCCAAACCCACAAAGUUUUUGACAUGAACACCCUGGAUCAUACUUUUUCUGUAGAAGUGUGAAAAUAAAGACCGAUAACAUGCGAAU